Molecule: messenger RNA, 1918 nt
Organism: Vitis riparia (riverbank grape)
Lineage: Eukaryota; Viridiplantae; Streptophyta; Magnoliopsida; Vitales; Vitaceae
Product: NAC domain-containing protein 7
Exons: 5
Coding region: 525-1598 (357 amino acids)
Biological process (GO): regulation of DNA-templated transcription
Molecular function (GO): DNA binding
Source: RefSeq, a predicted model, not a curated record
GGUCUCUAUCAGUUGCUGGUGGGAGGUGGUGGAGGUUGCCACCACCACGGCCUUUCAUCUCUCUCUCACUCACAGCAUCCUUUUUUUGCGCAAAGCUUUUGCAGCAAUCAAUCUUCCACUUAAAAGAUAAGGAGAAAGAGAAUGAGAGAGAUGGAUAAUUAGGGCAUGUGUGAGUUGUUUGUACUCAUUUGUUGCAUUGCUUCUUAUUUAACCCUCUCUCUUCUCUGUAUUUCCAUUCCACAAACCUUUCCUUUUCCCUUUCCUUUCUUUUCUUUUUCCAACCCUCGGGAUCUGAUCUCUCCCUCGCUCCUUCUCUCUCUGCACAGCCCGCACGACAAUUUUCCAGAGUGCAACAUUGGAAGUGAGUUACAAAAGCAAGCUCUAAAGUGUCUCAUCUGUUUGUUGAUUGGUGGAUACAAGUUGGGUUCAACCAGAUCUGAGGAGGCUUAAGUUGGAUAGAGUUUUUUACUCUAGAGGCUUAUCAAGCUCGUGUUGCCACAGUCCCGAUUUGUGGUUGGAAGAAUAUGAAUACCUUUUCACAUGUUCCCCCCGGUUUUAGAUUCCACCCCACGGAUGAAGAACUUGUCGAUUACUACCUUAGAAAAAAGGUUGCUUCGAGAAGGAUUGAUCUAGAUGUCAUUAAAGAUGUUGAUCUCUACAAAAUUGAGCCAUGGGAUCUUCAAGAGUUAUGCAAAAUAGGCACUGAAGAGCAGAAUGAGUGGUAUUUCUUUAGCCAUAAAGAUAAGAAGUAUCCAACUGGAACUCGAACUAAUAGAGCUACAAAAGCCGGAUUCUGGAAAGCUACUGGAAGAGAUAAGGCUAUUUACUGUAAGCAUAGCUUGAUUGGCAUGAGAAAGACUUUAGUCUUUUACAAAGGUCGAGCCCCAAAUGGACAAAAGUCAGAUUGGAUCAUGCAUGAGUAUCGACUGGAAACAAAUGAAAACGGGACUCCUCAGGAAGAAGGAUGGGUCGUUUGUAGGGUAUUCAAGAAGAGAAUGGCAACAAUGCGGAAAGUGGGUGAACAUGGGUCACCAUGUUGGUAUGAUGACCAAGUUUCAUUCAUGCCAGAUCUUGAUUCCCCAAGGCGGAUUUCUCAGCCUUACACUUCCUUCCAGCAUCAUUAUUCCUGCAAACAAGAGCUCGAGCUGCCCUACAAUAUGCCUCAUGACCCUUACCUCCAGCUUCCUCAGCUAGAAAGCCCCAAACUUCCACAGUCAGCUGCUAGCGUUAGCUGCAAUUCGGUGGCUCCAUAUGGUUUUGAUAGGCACAACGGAAGCACUUUGCAGUCCUCCACCCUCACACAAGAGGAGCAUAUACAGCAAAGCUAUCAACAAAACAUGAGCUCUCUUUACAGCAGCAACAAUGAGCAAGCAGUGGAUCAGGUAACGGAUUGGCGAGUCCUUGACAAAUUUGUUGCAUCUCAGCUAAGCCAUGAUCAAGACGCAUCUAAGGAAACCAACUACUCCAAUGCAGCUGUCCCUACUUUUCAUGUUGCUGAUCAUAUGAACUUGCUAGUGAAUGAUUCCAAAAGGCCAGAAAUUGCUCAAGAAUAUGCUUCAACAUCAACGUCCAGUUGCCAAAUCGAUCUGUGGAAGUGAAGACAAAAUAAUAGUAAUUAGACCAUACAUACUAAUUAUAGCAAGUACAGUUCUAAAAGAAAAGAACGGUUGAUCGAUAUCCAGGUUGCUGUACAUAAUAAAGCUGCAAUGGUAAUGCUCUAGCUACUGGACGUCUGGUACCCUUCAUAUCGAUUGAUAUUACUAGGCAACUAGAUAGAAUAGAGAUGCCUAUUUGAAAUAAAUGAAAAUAUUUAGAUGGACUGUAUGGCCAAGUACUCUAUUGAAUCGACUUGGUGAGUGUUGAAUGUAUUUUCCUUUGUUUCAGCUUAAUUUGCAUUUAAAAGGGAUUUAUUUUGUAA